Messenger RNA from Amoebophrya sp. A25, 833 nucleotides. The record is from the annotation of a GenBank genome assembly. NCBI's taxonomy places the organism in Eukaryota, Dinophyceae, Syndiniales, Amoebophryaceae.
GGAAAGUCUCGAGUGUUGGGCGUGGAGCUGUAGGGGUGCGACAGAGCUGUGGGGAACCAUGCAUGUCGAACAACCACACGUAACUGGAGGGUUCACCGAGAAAAUUUUUCGAGUACUGAGCACGUUUUGUGGUGUGAAUGACGCAGUGUCAAGUUUCGGCUUAGAAGGUCGUUGGCGAUUUGUCUCCGACUUCGUUGCUGGGACAGGAAGAAACUACAUUGAUGCGGAGUUAAUAGAACAAGGAGUAGGAGAUAAGUCAGGCCCAGAUAGCCGUUGCAUCUUCAAUGAAGAAGAAGAAUUACGAAUUGCCAUGAAGAAUAUGAAAAUAGAGAUGUCACCUCUUCUACUUCACAACAAGGAGCAGGUGGAAGAGAAGACGUCUCUCCACCACAGCACAGACGUAGACAAACUCAAACAGCAGAACCAACAAGGUGAACAAAAAGGGAUGGAGCAGGCACCGUCGAGUGUCAAUGACAACGCCGAUCCAGAUCCCAAGAUCCGGAUUGCUUGCAGUUUGCUCGUAGUUUGGCCUCACGAGGUUGCGGAAAUGAAAGCGCACGCGGAAGUGACGGCGCCUUACUGUGACGAGUUCGCCUUCGUUGUAGCCGUCGACAAAUUCGACGCAAGUAGUACCAUCGAAGUAGACAAGAAAGAAGGCCAACAAGAACUUGCUCAUCAUGCUGAUCGCGAUGUUGAGAAGAUCUCUCCCUUCUUUCAAGGAUUUCCAGUACGAAAUUUGGUCGAUAUCUUUCCCGGAACACCGGUCGACGAAUGGAGACACUCCGAUAAGAUGCCGAACACUGUGGAGAAAUACCAUUUGGCCUUGAUCGAUG